CCUGUAGCAAGGCCUAAAUCAUACUAACCGUUUGGGCAGCAGUGGAAAGAGACUUGAGAGGUUGUGCUUCGGCGCGUAUCGCUUCCUGACAGCCGUUAUUCGGAGGAGAGGAGGAGAGCAUGUGGAUAGACUGAGUUAGCCAGCUAGCGUUAGCUACUUCACCAUUUGGGAAUACCAAUGCACACGCCAGCUAGCUACCGUUUGCUAGCUAGUCAACUAUUUUAUCUAGCAUUUCUCUUUAAAAUAAGUAGCUGGCUACCUAGCAGUAAAUUAGAAGACUGACUAUUGAGUUCCGGCAAACGACAGCAAUAUUUAUAUUCACGUUGUGUUUGAACUAACUUAACAUUUGGAGGUGUAGUAUACAUUUUCUUCUCAUGCCAGUUCGUUGGUAAAGAAGAAGACGUCUGUCGUGUUCGAACAAUGCUUCACUGCGAUGCCAUUCCUUGCUGCUUAAUUUUAUGCAGCUAGCUGCCUUCCGGAAUUCCCAAAUCGUUUAUUUCGCCUUCUGGGAUUUCAAGGAGAUAGAGAAAGAAAUGCUUGGACUAACGACAGUGAUUUUCAACCCUGGAAAGGAGCGUCUGAGUUUUUGCAUCAUGCACGAAAGGAGCCGUGCCCACACAGUGAAGUAAAGUGCCGUUUGGAUGUAUCCCGGGAAGGAUUCCGUAAAGAUACAGGGACGUCGGACGCACUGUUUUUCUACUCCUUUGCAGUAGCUGGCUAACAGGGUUACAUUGGAGUAUUUAUUCCUGGAUCAUAAUGGAAAGCGAGGUGUUUACACCUUUGUUGGAGCAAUUUAUGCUUACCCCGCUGGUCACUUGGGUGAAGACCUUCGGACAGUUAGGCGAGAAGGACGGGGGCAAACUUUCAGAAUACAUCGAAUUGGUGGACGGCAUCUAUUUAAACGAGAUCAUGCUGCAGAUAAACCCCAAAGCUUCCGUUCAGAGAACAAACAAGAACGUGAACAACGACUCCACUCUCCGGAUACAGAACCUGACCAUACUCAUCCGCCAGAUCAAAUCCUACUACCAGGAGACGCUGCAGCAGUUUAUUAUGAUGCCUCUACCCAACGUGCUGACACUUGGACGGAACCCUCUCUGUGAGCAAGGUCUCGAGGAAAUUAAGAAAUUACUGCUGCUGUUGCUGGGAUGUGCAGUGCAGUGUGAGGAGAAAGAGGAGUACAUCGACAGGAUUCAGACCUUAGACUUCCACACUAAGGCUGUGAUCGCCUCGCACAUCCAGGAGGUGACCCAUAACCAGGAGAAUGUGUUGGACCUGCAGUGGGUGGAGGUGGAGGAUCUGGCCCCAGAGGACCUGGAGUCCCUGUCCCGGAACAUGGCCUUCCACCUCAAACGACUGGUGGACGAGAGGGACGAGCAGCUGGAGAAGAUCGUGGAGCUGACUCAGGAGAGGGACUGCGGGCAGUACUACCCCCCCGCCCCGUGCACCCAGUCCCCCAACGGAUCUCCCAGCAUGCACCGCACCGAGAGCCGCCAGCACCUGUCCGUGGAGCUGGCCGACGCCAAGGCCAAGAUUCGCCGCCUGAGACAGGAGCUGGAGGAGAAGAGUGAGCAGCUGAUGGACUGCAGGCAGGAGCUGGAGAACCUGGAGGUGGAGCUAAAGAGGAUCCAGCAGGAGAACAUGCAGCUGCUGGCAGAUGCGCGGUCGGCCCGGGCCUACCGUGACGAGCUGGACGCCCUGCGGGAGAAGGCCAUCCGCGUCGACAAGCUGGAGAGCGAAGUGGGGCGCUACAAGGAGAAGCUGCACGACAUUGAGUUCUACAGGGCCAGAGUGGAGGAGCUGAAGGAGGAUAACCAGGUGCUCCUGGAGACAAAGAACAUGCUUGAGGACCAGCUGGAGGGCUCUCGGGCGCGCUCAGACAAGCUGCAUGAGCUAGAGAAGGAGAACCUGCAGCUGAAGGCCAAGAUCCACGACAUGGAGAUGGACCGGGACGUAGACAGGAAGCGGAUCGAGGAGCUCCUGGAGGAGAACCUGUCUCUGGAGAUGGCUCAGAAGCAGAGCAUGGAUGAGUCUCUCCACCUGGGCUGGGAGCUGGAGCAGCUCUCCAAAACGCCGGAGCACACAGACGUCCUGCCCCAGAAGUCCCUGAGGCACGAGGUGAACGAGCUGACGUCCAGCCGGCUGCUGAAGCUGGAGAAGGAGAACCAGACGCUGCAGCGCACGGUGGAGGAGCUAGGGGGCGGCGGUGAGCCCUCAGAGAGGACUCACACCCGGCUCCUCAAGGCCGAGAAGGAGAACCAGAGACUCGCCGAGAAGCUGAAGCAGCUGGACAGUGAGAUGAGCGCAGACAGGCAGAGUCUGCAGAGCGCUGAGAGCCUCAAGAGUGACCUGAUGAGAGAGAAGGGGCAGCUGGAGAAGACGCUCGAGACACUGAGAGACAUGUCUGAGAGACAGGUGAAGGUUCUGGAGCAGGAGAACGAGCGGCUGACCCAGACGGUGGCGACCCUGCGGCAGCGGUCCCAGAUCAGCGUGGAGGCGCGGGUCCGAGACGUGGAGAAGGAGAACCGGGCCCUGCACGAGUCCGUGAAGGAGAGCGGCGCCCGGCUGAGCAAGGCCGAGUUCGAGCGCGCGCAGCUGCGGAAGGACCUGGAAGCGCAGCGGGAGAAGGCCGAGAGGGCGGAGGAGCUGGAGGCGCAGGUGCAGCGCCUGGAGCGCGAGAACGAGGCCCUGCAGAAACGCGCCGCCACCCUGGGCCUCACCUGCGACAGGCUGGAGGCCGUGGAGCGCGAGAGCGCGGAGCGGGAGGUGGAGACGCGGGGCCUGCGGAAGAAGCUGGACGCCCUGAGGGCCGCGGAGCUCCAGCUGGAGGCGCUGGAGAAGGAGAACGCCCAGCUGGAGGAGGAGAACCUGGAGCUGCGCAGGUCCGGGGAGGCGCAGCGGGCGGCGGGGUCCCGGGCCGCCCAGCUGGAGCAGGAGAACAGGGAGCUGGAGGAGGAGCGGGCCCAGCUCCGCAAGAGCCUGGAGCUCCUGACGGCCUCCAGCCGGAAGACGGAGCGGCUGGAGGCCAGCUGCCAGGGCCUGGACACGGAGAACCAGCGGCUGCAGAAGGCCCUGGAGAGCGGCGGCCGCAAGAUCCAGCAGCUGGAGGAUGAGCUGCGGGAGGUGGAGGCGGAGAACCAGGGCCUGCAGCGCAGCCUGGAGGAGCUGAAGGUCUCCAGCAAGCGCCUGGAGCAGCUGGAGAAGGAGAGCCGGGCGCUGGAGCAGGAGACGGCGCAGCUGGAGAAGGACAAGAAGCAGCUGGAGAAGGAGAACCGGCGGCUGCGGCAGCAGGCCGAGAUCCGCGACGCCACGCUGGACGAGAGCCACGCCCGCCUGGCCCGCCUGGAGCAGGACAACCGUGCCCUGGGCAGGGAGGCCGCCGUCUCCAGGGACUCCUGCGGCCGCGUCCGCGACCUGGAGAAGGACAACAAGGAGCUGCUCAAGCAGGCCACCAUCGACAAGAAGACCCUGCUCACCUUACGAGAGGAGCUGGUGAAUGAGAAGCUGACGGCGCAGCAGAUGAAUAACGAGCUGGAGAAGCUGACUCACGAGCUGGAGAAGAUCGGCCUCAAUAAGGAGAGACUUCUGCAGGACGAGCAGAGCUCUGACCACAGCAGGUACCAGCUGCUAGAGUCUAAGCUGGAGUCCACGCUGAAGAAGUCCCUGGAGAUCAAGGAGGAGAAGAUCGCCGCCCUGGAGGCCAGACUGGAGGAGUCAUCCAACCUAAACCAGCAGCUGCGGCAGGAGCUGAAGACCGUGAAGAAGAACUAUGAGGCGCUGCAGCAGAGAGAGGAAGAGGAACGCAUGGUGCAGAGCUCCCCCCUGAGGGCAGGAGAGGAACUGCAGGCGGCCAGUAAGUGGGAGAAGGAGAGCCGGGAGGCGACCAGGGAGUUACUGAAGGUGAAGGACCGGCUGAUCGAGGUGGAGAGGAACAACGCCACCCUGCAGGCGGAGAAGCAGGCCCUGCGCACGCAGCUGAAGCAGCUAGAGACGCAAAGCGACAACCUGCAGGCGCAGAUCCUGGUUCUGCAGCGGCAGACCGCCUCGCUGCAGGAGAGCAACACCACCCUGCAGACGCAGAACGCCAAGCUGCAGGUGGAGAACUCCACGCUGAGCUCGCAGAGUGCCUCUCUGAUGGCGCAGAACGCGCAGCUGCAGAGCCAGCAGUGCAGCGCCGAGAGCGAGCGGGAGGGGGCGCUGCGGGAGCGGGAGGACCUGCGCUGCGCCCACGAGCUGCUGCUGCGCGACCACGAGAAGCUGGCGGCGCUGCACGAGCGCCAGGCCGCCGAGUACGAGGCGCUCAUCGGCAAGCACGGCGGCCUCAAGGCCGCGCACAAGAGCCUGGAGCUGGAGCACCGCGAGCUGGAGGACCGGUAUAACCAGCUGCUGAAGCAGAAGGACCAGCUGAAGCAGCUGGAGAGGGACCUGAAGGCCGAGCAGGAGAAGAUGCUCUCGGAGAGCCGCGAUCACAAAGCCACCACCGAGCAGUACCACCGACUCAAGGAGGAAAACGACAAGCUGAACACCGCGCACAGCCAGCUGCUCAGGGACACGGAGGCCCUGCAGGCUGAGCACCGGGCCCUGAAGACCCAGAUGAACAGCGGGAAGCUGGAGCUGACCCGGCUGGAGGCGGAGUUCUCCAGACUGAAGGAGCAGUACCAGCAGCUGGACAUCACCUCCACAAAACUCACCAACCAGUGCGAGUUGCUUAGCCAACUGAAAGGGAAUCUGGAGGAGGAGAACAAACACCUGCUGGACCAGAUCCAGACCCUGAUGCUGCAGAACCGGACCCUGCUGGAGCAAACCAUGGAGAGCAAGGACCUGUUCCACGUGGAGCAGAGACAGUACAUAGACAAACUGAACGAGCUGAGGAGGCAGAAAGAGAAGCUGGAGGAGAAGAUCAUGGACCAGUACAAGUUCUACGACCCCUCCCCCCCACGCAGAGCUCUACUAAGCAGCGUGGUGGUGUCGCCCCGCAGGCGGGGGAACUGGAUCACGCUGAAGAUGAGGAAGCUGAUGAAGCCGAAGAGCCGCAUGCGCUCGCUGCCGCUCUCCCCGCCCCGCUCCGAGUCCACCGAGGCCUUCCUGGCCCCGCCCGACAGCCAGGACAGCUCCUCCCUGGGCUCCGGCUCCGCCUCCAUGGACGACUCCCUGUCCCACAAGAAGAGCAACAUGUCCGCGCUGAAGCGUUUUCCCUUUAUGAGGAGCAAGCCCAAGGAUAAAGACAGGAACAAGACGCUCUUCCGCCGCUCGAUGUCCAUGAAUGACCUGUUGCACACCGUGGCGCUGGCGGGGGGCCACUGGGCCAGUAGCUCUGAGAAUCUGGACCGGCCAGAAGAGGGCGCCACUCGCCAGCGCCGGAAGGAGUUGGGAUCUCUGGCCUUCUCCACCACUGCCAUCAACUACACCAGCCUGCACCCUCCUGCCGGCCCCUCGGCCAAGCAAAGCCUGAGGGCUAAAGAUGACACAUCCUGUGAAGAUGUCACCCCUGCAACUGUGGAUAACGCCAAUGGGCUGAGGAGUCCUGCAGCAGGCGCGGUGAACGGCAGCCGCAGCCGGCCGCAGAGCGAGAGCAGCGGGGAGUUCAGCCCCAGCCUGGAGAACGAGGCCUGGUCCUGCGGCAGCAGCCCCGCCCAGCGCUCCGCCCGCCACAGCCCCCAGGUGCCCCGCCGGGCCCCGGAGCCCCCCGCCCCCCAGGCACCCAGGAAGGGCCCCUCCCUCGGGAGCGAGGUGCUGUCCCUGCAGCAGUUCCUGCAGGAGCCAGCGGAGCCUGGCAUUCGAGAAAACCCGCCGGCAGAGACGUUGCCUUUGUCCUGUGACUCCUCGCCAUCGACGCAGAGAGAGCGGGCAGGGCUGCCCUCUGGUGGGCGGGGCAUCCUGCGCUCUGCCAGUGGGAGGGCAGGGACCGCAGACUCCUCCCCCAAAUCGGGGCCAGCGUCCCGGCCCAGCCUGCGCAAGGCGGAGAGCACGCGUGUCAGAGGCUCCGCCCCCCGGCCCUCGCUCGCCACCCAGGGCAAGGCCACGUCCGUGUCGGAGAGGCUGAACUCCGCCGGCUCCGCCUCCCGAGGGGGCAGUGCCGCCUCUGGCUCCGCCCUCCCCCGCGCCAGCAGCGUUAUUUCCACCGCCGAAGGCUCCUCCCGCCGAACGAGCAUCCACGACUUCAUGGCCAAGGACACCCGUGCGCCCGUCUCCAUAGACCCCUCCCCUGCCAAGGCCACGCCUGCGACCAAGGCCACGCCCAGUGAGUACCCUGCCCCCACUCCCGCCCCACCCGCAUUGGCCUACGAAACCCUGCUGGAGGAGGAGCCCCCCAAAACCUCCGCCCCCAACCUGGGGUCCUUCCUGGGCUCCUCCUUCACCAUCGAUUCAGUGUUUAUGGACACCAUCUUCAGUGACCCCCCUUACCCCGGUGCGGGCAAGAGCCACACCUUCCUGUCCCUCAACCCCUCACUGGUGUGCAACAUCAGCGGCCCGCCCCCCAAGCACGCCACCUGGCCCGCGCAGACGGGGCAGGAGGCUCAUGGGAAACCGGGUCCUCCCCAGCCCAACGGCCAGCCCCCCGAGCACUCAGCCGGUGGUGACAUCACCGACCCAGGUCAGGUGACCGCAGAACUUCCUGCCCUGUCCUCGGAAGACAAGCAGUCCCUGUGGUUUGAGUAUGGUUGCGUGUGAAAGAGCACCUUACUGAACUGACCAGCGACAGGCCAGACAGGGCCCCCCCAAAACCCUAAAACAGGAGGAGCUAUCACACACUCACUGCUCUGAAACAAUUGCACACUGCUGUAGGCAGAAUAUAUUAAUAAUAUUCUAAUUUUCAGACACACUAAUCGGCAACAAGUCAUUAUAGCUGAGGCUACUUUGGGGCUUACCGUGCGCAAUGGCUUCCUCCUAAUAGGAGAAUUUGGGACACUGCUUCCCCUCCCCGGUCCACAGUGCAAUCCUUAGGAGCCAGAAUCCCAGGUCCCAGGUCAGAUCUGACCUGGGACAGAGAGACCAGACCAGAAUGGGGAGAAUGUUACUACACCUACCUGGCCUUUCCGUCUGUUUGAUCUUUUCAUAUGAGGAAAUCCAUUUCUUUUCCAUCAGAACCACUCAUUCCUGGGUUUGGUUUGCUGCUUCAGAAUGUUCAUUUUGGAGACUGGUGGGCAUGGGGGGUGUACAUAUGUUAUUAUAUGUGAUUUAACAUAUUUUAUUAAGUGUGUUAUUAUUUUUUGUUAUCUGUCUGUUGUGCUUACAUUGUUUGAAUGUUGGAAAAUGAGAACUUUGUGUGUGUGUGUGUUAUUUUUUAAAUAAGCCUCCUUUGGAUUUCAUAUAUUUUGUCCAUUUUGUUUCCACAAUUUAGUUUUCACAUUUAACCCUUUGUACUAUUUAUAUUAUUUUUUUGUUAAACACCAUUCUGUGUACAUAAUAUGUAUUUAGAUCCAGUGACAGGCUUUUUGUGGUUACAGGGAUAUUACAGGUUAAGAUUCAAAUUGAAUACUUAGUAAAUGCCAAUGGCCUGUGUUUGCAGUACAAGUGCCAUGUUUUGAUUUGUUGAUAGCUUAAAAAAACACACUGGACAAUGCCAGGAAAUGUGUACGUAAUACUUGUUGAUACACUACAAUUAUUCAUUUUAUUUGAAUUACACAUACAUAUGUUUUUACUUCAUUUUCUAGUUUUAGGCUUAAUUUGAAUAAAACACGGGCAUUGUCUGCAGUAAAACAGUGUGGCUAAAAAGUAAAUGCACCACUGCCCCCUUACUUUGGUGUUUUUUCGGGGUCUGGUAGACUGGCCUGGGUGCACACAGUGUCCAAAACCUUUGACCCCUGCGGUGUAUUUCUGUGUGUCUGGUGUUCUGUUUGACACGGGUAUAUAUCACAGCAUGACUCUGUCCUGCUUCCUGAAGAGGUUGUCUUGUCUUUGAUGUCAGUCCCCAGUGGCCAUUUUGACCCAUCUGCCGGCACGUACACUAUGAUCAUGUGCAAAACCCAUCUAACGUGCAGUUCUUCGGUCUGUAUGGAUUCAUGUCUGUGUUUUUAUAUGUGUGUCUAUGUAUAUAUUUGUUCUUAAAUGUGGAACAACAUUUCCCCUCAAUGCACUGUUCUUUUCCUAAUAGCCACAAGGGGAUUCCUGCACAUGCACGUAGUUACAGAAAUGAAAGUGUGUAGGUGGCACUUAGGAUGUAGAAAUAACCAAAGAUGCUCUGUUCCGCAGAUGUGGUCUUAACCAUAGAUGCUCUGUUACACAGAUGUGGAAAUAACCGUAGACCCUCUGUUCUGCAGAUGUGGAAAUAACUAUAGACUCUGCAUUUCACAUUUGUGGAAAUAACCAUAGAGGCUCUGUUCUGCAUAUGUGGAAAAUAACCAUAGACGCUCUGUUCUGCAGAUGUAGAAAUGACCAUAGACACUCAGUUCCACAGAUGUGGAAAUAACCAUAGACGCUCAGUUCCACAGAUGUGGAAAUAACCAUAGACGCUCUGUUCCACAGAUGUGGAGGGUUCACGGGAGCGCAGGAGGUCGAAAAGCAGGACUGGCGAACAGAAAAGUUCCUAAAUCUAGCCACAGUCUCGUAGGGGGCAUAAGGG
Anguilla anguilla (European eel) is the source of this 8560-nucleotide messenger RNA. RefSeq names its product girdin-like. The record is from RefSeq and is a predicted model, not a curated record. Gene Ontology annotation, biological process: methylation; cytoskeleton-dependent intracellular transport; cytoplasmic microtubule organization. Lineage: Eukaryota; Metazoa; Chordata; Actinopteri; Anguilliformes; Anguillidae. The transcript is spliced from 32 exons. Gene Ontology annotation, cellular component: cytoplasm; centrosome. Gene Ontology annotation, molecular function: dynein light intermediate chain binding; nucleic acid binding; methyltransferase activity. The coding region runs from base 757 to 6669 and encodes 1970 amino acids.